GGGGGCGUGCGUGGCCCAGAGUCCUGAGCGCGCGCCGGGGGUGGUCGCGGGGCACGCGCCGGGCCGCCCCCUCCCCACGCGGGGCGCGCGUGCGCGGUUCCGCUGCGGCCCAAGGAGCCGCGAUGGAGGGCGCUCUGACUGUUCGCCAGGCAAUAAAUGCAGGGGAUUCAAGCUUUGCCCCUGAGCCACAGGAAGAGUUAGAGGAGAAUCCUAGCCCAGUUGCGGAUGAGAAUAAUACAGUGUCAGCAAAAAAACAGGGGCCAAAUUUACAUAACUGGAGUGGUGACUGGAGCUUUUGGAUUUCAAGUGCCACCUAUAAAGACAGGAAUGAGGAAUACAAAAGACAGUUCACACACUUACCUGAUACAGAGAAGCUGAUAGCAGAUUAUGCUUGUGCUCUUCAGAGAGACAUUUUGCUUCAGGGACGUCUCUAUCUUUCAGAAAACUGGCUGUGUUUCUAUAGCAACAUCUUCAGAUGGGAAACUACAAUUUGUAUUGCAUUAAAGAACAUAACCUUCAUGACCAAGGAGAAAACUGCUCGACUCAUCCCAAAUGCUAUCCAGAUUGUUACAGAAAGUGAAAAGUUUUUCUUUACAUCUUUUGGUGCCAGAGACAGAAGUUACCUCAGUAUCUUUAGGUUGUGGCAGAAUGUACUAUUAGACAAGAGCUUGACCAGACAGGAAUUCUGGCAGCUGCUCCAGCAGAACUAUGGUAAUGAGCUAGGCUUAAAUGCUGAAGAGAUGGAAAACUUGUCUUUGUCAAUCGAGGAUACUGUGCAGCCAAGAAGUCCAGGAAGAAGCAGCUUGGAUGAUUGUGGGGUGACAGAUGAAAAAUUUUCCAAGUCCAUAAGUUUUACACGAGAAUCAGUUAAUCGUGUUUCAGAGACAGAGUCAAUUGAUGGAAAUUCACCAAAAGGGGGGUUAGGGAAAGAGGAACCCCCAAGUGAGAAACAGAUCAAAAAGAGUCCUUUACUAACUUCAGAGAAGAGGUUAAGUAGAGUGCCAUCAAAAUCACUGGACUUGAAUAAAAAUGAAUAUCUUUCUCUGGACAAAAGCAGCACUUCAGAUUCUGUUGAUGAAGGAAGACCUACUCUGGCACCCAGUGGCCAGAUAGAAAAUAUGCCUGAGAAAGAUCUUCAUGGAAGACUUUAUAUCAACCGUGUUUUUCAUAUCAGUGCUGAGAGAAUGUUUGAAUUGCUCUUCACCAGUUCACGCUUCAUGCAGAGAUUUGCCGAUUCUAGAAAUAUAAUAGAUGUAGUGUCCACCCCUUGGAAAAUAGAACCUGGAGGUGAUCAACUGAGAACCAUGACCUACACUAUAAUCCUUAAUAAUCCACUUACUGGAAAGUGCACCACUGCCACUGAAAAGCAGACACUGUAUAAAGAAAGUCGGGAAGCACAAUUUUAUUUGGUAGAUUCAGAAGUACUGACACAUGAUGUUCCCUACCAUGAUUACUUCUAUACCCUGAACAGAUACCAUAUCAUCCGAUCCUCAAAACAGAAAUGCCGGCUGAGAGUUUCUACAGAUGUGAAGUACAGGAAACAACCGUGGGCCAUUAUCAAAUCUCUAAUUGAAAAGAAUUCCUGGAGUUCAUUGGAGGACUAUUUCAGACAGCUUGAAUCAAACUUAUUAGCGGAAGAAUCUGUGUUAAAUCAGUCCGUUGAAGACGCUGGAAAACUUAGUGGCUUACGAAGGAGAAGGCGAACAUUCAACCGAACAGCAGAAACAGUUCCUAAACUUUCUUCUCAGCGCUCUUCUGGAGAUGUGGGCUUGGAUGCCAAAGGGGAUAUUUCAGGAAAGAAAAAGGAAAUGGAAAUCUGUAAUACUGCCCUUAUUGUGGUGAUGAGUAUUUUUUUGCUGUUGCUAGUUCUGUUGAAUGUGACGCUGUUUCUGAAGCUGUCAAGGAUAGAAUCUGCUGCUCAGUCCCUUUACCGUCUCCACCUCCAAGAAGAGAAAUCUCUGCAUUUAGCCUCUGGUAUGCUGUCAAGAGCAGAAAGUAUUGAGAAGAACAAAGACCAGGCCCAUCGUUUAAAAGGAGUGCUCCGAGACUCUAUUGUGAUGCUUGAACAGUUUUGAGAGAGAGACAUCAUGAUCAAGGGAGGAGGGGCAGAGAGAGAAGGAGACACAGAAUCUGAAGCAGGGUCCAGUCCAGGCUCCCAGCCAUCAGCACAGAGCCUAACGCAGGGCUCAAACCCACAAACUGUGAGAUCAUGACCUGAGCUGAAGUCGGAUGCUUAACUGACUGAGCCACCCAGGCGCCCCUCGAUUAACACAUAUUUUAUAUGUUACAUGUAUUAUGUGCUGUAUUCUAACAAUGAAGUAAGCUAGAGAAAAGAAAAUGUUAUUAAGAUCAUAAGGAAGAGAAAACACAUUUACAGUACUGUCCUGUAAAAAAUCCACAUGUGAGUGGACCCUCGCAGUUCAAACCUGUGUUGUUCAAAGGUCAACUGUAUACAUCUACCUCAUUCUUUUUAUUGAUACUUCUAUAUAAAAAUUUAUGCUUAAUAUUAACUUUUUGUAGAAGUACACUGUAUACACUGUUGAUUAUUUUGUUUUUAUCUAUUCACCAUAUAUCUUGGAGAUGCUUCCAUAUUAGCAUAAAAGCAGCUCCUAUUAACAAGUGCAUAGAAUUCAACUGUAUAAGUCUACCAUAAUUACUUAUUUUACCAGCCCUCCGUUAAAGAAUAAACAUUUAGGUUGUUCUGAUGUGUUGCUAUAAACAUUCAUCUCUUUAAAAAAAUUUUUUUUAAUGUUUUAUUUAUUUUUGAGAGACAGAGACAGAGAGACAGAGAGAGCAUGAGCAGGGGAGGGGCAGAGUGAGAGAGAGAGAGAGAGACAGAGAGAGAGAGAGAGAGAGAGAAUCUGAAGCAGGCCCCAGGCUCUGAGCUGUCAGCACAGAGCCCGACGCGGGGCUCAAAUUCACGGGCUGUGAGAUCAUGACCUGAACCGAAGUUGGACGCUUAACCAACUGAGCCACCCAGGUGCUCCUGAAGAUUUAUUUCUUGAGGACAGUAUCAUCAAUAUGUGAUGCUCAGUUCCAUGAGUCAAAACUUAGGAUUCCCUUUGAAAAAUAAGAUUACUGUUUCCAUCAUAAUAUAGUACGUGCGUACUUUUCAAGCUUAAAAAAGAGAAUGGUAGAAGAGUAGAAAACUUAUAGUUCUAGCAUUCAGACAUAGUCACUAUUAAUAUUUUGUUUCCUUCUAUCCUUUUUUUCUGUGCAUUGGUUUUUAGAAGAUUCAUUUUUUUCUCAGGAUGCCAUGUGGGGCAUUAAAGUUGCCCCAACUUACAGGUGCUUCAACUAGGCAUUUGUCACAUGCGUGGUAUCUACAGCUCUUGGUGCCAUUCCCCUCCCACUCUCAGUGGGAAUAGGUCAUAUUUGCACUUUCCUCCUCAGCCUCCUGUUUCCCCGACUCUCAACUGAUGACUCUGCCUCAAAGAGAAAAGAGAGUUUUCCUCUCCUUCCGUAACCAGACCUACAGACCCUCCAAUUGCUGCACUCUGUCCUCUUGUCCACAGCUGUCAGAGCAUCACUCUGCCUGUGAGGAGAGUCCCAGCAUGUGCUAGUGGGAGACCCUGUUCGUCCAUCACCCUCAGGCUUCCCAUUUCAGUCUCCCUCAUUCAACUGGAUCUUUCCCAUCUGCACAUGGUCCCUGCUCUAGUCUCUUCUACAUCAAAGCACCCACGCCAUCCACAUCCUUCUCUCUCUGCUCCCUUUCACAGUCGGGCUCUUUCCCAGUUGCCUGUGGUGGCUGCCACUACUUUAUCCUUCAUAACCUGUUCACUUUUUUAAGGUUUUAUUGUCACCAAAGUCACUCCUUCACAUGGUUAACUUGUUCUACCAGGCUCACUCAGAAAAAAAGCAGUCCCACUAUAUACUUUCCCAAAUACAACAGUCUUUAACUCUUUUAGUUUCUUUUGGUGUGUACCUCCAUAUUUAUAAACAACAAGCAUGUACUGAUACUUCUUGGUUUUUCAGUUUUAGACAUGAUCAUUUGACCCAUUAUGGAAGACAAACGUUUUGUUUUGUUUUCUUUCACCUCUUCCUGCCUCCAUUUCUGAUCCCCCAUGCUCCCAAAGAAGUUAUAAUCUUGGUAUGAUCAGCAUCCAGUGUUUAUUUUGACAAAGUUUGCUAUUCUGAGCUGAGCAAUGGAAUAAACCAGGACUACUUUUUCUUUUCUGUGCUUUUUCUUAUUCCUGAAAUUGUCUUACUACUGUUGGUUAAUUAACCAUUAUUUUUAAGUAUGUCAUCUCCUAAAGCUCUGUUUGUUUGUAAGUUUCCUCUCAUAACCUUCAUUCCCCUUGGGUAUUCUGUGGGUGGAGCCUCCUGGCUGGCUCCAGUCAGGCCCAGGGGCCCUCUCUGCAGGGACACAGCCACCAUCCUGGGGCCUCCUGUUGAACACCCCCUCUGUUUCCCAUAUCCAGAAUGUUUUCUGUUUUCCUGGUUUACUCCCUCCUUUUAAUGGAGAAUAUUGUCUAGUAGCAUCCUGAGAAAGAGAGCAUGGAGGUAAAUAUUUUAAGACUUAAUCUGUGUGCAGGUUUUUUACUCCAUCCUUUCCCUUGAUUAAUAGUUUGGCUGGGAAAAGAACUCUAGCUUGGAAACAAUGUUUCUUCAGAGUUUUUAAGACAUUGCCCCAUUGUUUCUCUGCUUCUAGUGUUGCUAUUGAAAAUUCUGAAGCUAUUACCAUUCCUCAUCCUUUAAUCUGGAAACUCAUGCCCUUUAGUUCUAGGAAAUACUGAAUUAUACAGUUGAUGAUCUCCUCUCCUCCACUCUCUUUUCUGACUUUCUGCAGCUCCUGUAAUUGAGAUGUCUACCUUCUUUUGGACAGGCUGUCUAAUCUUACUUUUUCUUUUCAGCUUCCAUCUUUGCCUUUUUGUUCUGCUUCCUCAGAGUUCCUCAACUUAAUCUUCACUAAAUUGUCCCUUUUUCAAUUUUUGCUAACAAGUUUUUGAUUCCAAAGACCUACUACUUCUCUGAAUUUU
Molecule: messenger RNA, 4979 nt
Organism: Acinonyx jubatus (cheetah)
Lineage: Eukaryota; Metazoa; Chordata; Mammalia; Carnivora; Felidae
Gene: GRAMD1C
Product: GRAM domain containing 1C
Exons: 19
Coding region: 123-2075 (650 amino acids)
Biological process (GO): intracellular sterol transport
Cellular component (GO): endoplasmic reticulum-plasma membrane contact site; plasma membrane; endoplasmic reticulum membrane
Molecular function (GO): sterol binding; sterol transfer activity
Source: RefSeq, a predicted model, not a curated record